Messenger RNA from Cercopithifilaria johnstoni, 1824 nucleotides. The record is from the annotation of a GenBank genome assembly. Lineage: Eukaryota; Metazoa; Nematoda; Chromadorea; Rhabditida; Onchocercidae.
AUGCCAAUAAUAGGAAUCAAGAAGUCGGUUAUCGACCGAUACAUGGGCAGAGUAUAUACACAAAAGGAGUUCGAGAAUUUGUUGUUCGAUUAUGGCUUAGAACUCGAUGAAGUGAUAAGCGAAAAAGCUAUAGCGCAAAAAGAACAAGGUUUAACAAUGGGUGAGAAGGAUGUGAAUGAAGUAUGUGAAGUAUGUGACGAGGAAAUAUAUAAAAUAGAGUUACCAGCAAAUCGUUAUGAUUUGCUCUGUAUUGAAGGUCUUUCGCGUGCCUUGCGGAUAUUCAGAAACGAGAUGAAGCCACCAAUUUAUCAACGGUAUAGAUCGCCUCAUUGUCGACAUCAGAUAGUAAUUAAACCUGAAGUUCUAUCGAUACGGCCAUUUAUCGUAGGAGCUGUUUUAGUCGGUGUCAAAUUAGAUUCUGAUUCUUACGCUUCACUAAUUGAUUUGCAAGAUAAACUGCACCAGAAUAUAUGUCGAAAGAGAACUUUAGUAGCUAUUGGUACGCACGACUUGGAUACAGUGGAAGGUCCUUUUUAUUACGGAGCAGAGAAACCUGCUAACUUGCGGUUCAGACCAUUGAAUCGAACAAAGGAGUAUACGGCAGAGGAAAUGAUGGUUUUGUAUUCUGGGGAUAAUUAUUUGAAAUCAUAUCUUCCAAUUAUUAUCGAUAAGGAGCGAUAUCCGGUAGUUAGAGAUAAAAAUGGAAUUGUGUUAUCUAUGCCACCCAUUAUCAACGGGGAACAUUCGAAAAUCCAGCUUAGUACCCGCAAUAUAUUGAUCGAAGUAACAGCAACGCAACUGGAAAAAGCUAAAAUAGUACUUAAUACAAUCGUAUCAAUGUUCAUCCAAUACACAUCAAAUACAACUAAAGAUGACAGUACUUCGUUCCUUGUUGAACCAGUGGAAGUUAUUGCGGUCGAUGGUACCAAAUGCGAAUACCCGGAUCUCAGUGACAGAUCGAUGGUAGUAAGCGUUGAUGGCAUCAAUGGAAGAAUUGGACUGAAUUUGAAAGCUGAGGAAAUGUGUUCUCUUCUGAAUAGAAUGUCACUUAGAACGGAAGUAUGUUCGAAGGAUAAAAAUCAAAAUCUUCUAGAAGUUCGAGUACCUGUAACGAGAGCUGAUGUAUUGCAUGAAUGUGAUGUGGCAGAAGAUGUCGCUAUUGCAUAUGGUUUUAACCGGAUUGAACAGCAGUUCCCAAAAGCUUAUACUAUUGGAGAGCCAUUUCCACUGAAUAAGUUAACAGAUUUGCUACGGUAUGAUGUCGCUGCUGCCGGUUGGACGGAAACAUUAAACUUUGCUUUGUGUAGCCGUGAUGAUACAUCAGUGAAGUUAAGAAAACCGGAUAAUCUCGAGCAUACCGUUAAAAUAUCGAAUCCCAAAACGUCUGAAUUUCAGGUAGCCAGGACGUCGUUACUUCCUGGUUUAUUAAAAACACUUGCUUCUAAUAAGGAUAUGCCAUUACCUCUUCGAUUGUUUGAGAUUCAAGAUGUGAUUUUGAAAGAUUCAUCUGCAGACGUAGGAGCAAGAAAUGAGCGUCGCUUAUGUGCUUUAUAUUGCAGUAAAUCAUCAGGUUUUGAGAUUAUACACGGCUUACUAAAUCGAGUUAUGCAGCUUCUUGGAGUAAAAUGGACCAGGGAUGGAACAGGAUAUUAUAUUGUGGCUUGUGACGAUCCCACUUAUUUGGAUGGACGAUGUGCAGAAAUCAUUGGACCGGCUGGGAUUUCCCUGGGUCGAGUUGGUGUCCUACAUCCAGAUGUGAUAACUGCUUAUGGACUUGUAUUACCUAUUUCCAUUAUGGAUAUCACUAUUGAACCAUUUCUGUGA